AUGUCGAUAUCAAUCAUGAAGGAAAUAGUUUGUUCGAUUCUUCACGUGGUGGGGUUACGUGUAGCGUCAUCAUCAUCAUCAUCCAAUCAAGGCUCACCGGAAGCUUCUGAGUGCCGGGGAAGUCCGUCGGAGACGUACAUGGAGGAGUUCAGAAGCCGGACGCCGUCGCUCCGUUACAUCUCCCUCCGUCGGGCCACCAAACAAGAAUGCUCCGUUUGCUUAACGGAGUUUAAACCAGAUUCAGAGAUAAAUAAGCUUUCGUGUGGGCAUGUUUUUCAUAAAUCGUGCCUUGAAAAAUGGCUAAAAUGCUGGAACAUUACCUGCCCUCUGUGUAGAAACCACAUGAUGAUUUCUAAAGAAAUGGAAGAAAACAACACUUGCCCGAUGUGA
Molecule: messenger RNA, 390 nt
Organism: Lactuca virosa
Lineage: Eukaryota; Viridiplantae; Streptophyta; Magnoliopsida; Asterales; Asteraceae
Source: the annotation of a GenBank genome assembly